AUGAACUUUCUUAUUAUUGUCGUGGCACUCGUUGCUGCGCAAGGCGGGUUUAUCUUCGGUUUUGAUUCUGGAAUCAUCGCGACAACGUUCGGCCAUGAUAGCUUUAAGCUUAAGAUGUAUGGGCCUGCCAUGGUCAACACGGCUUAUACAGGUGCCAUAGUCUCUGUCUAUAAUGCAGGGCAGGCAAUUGGCGGCAUGACGGCUGGUUAUCUUGCGGACAAGUUCAGCAGAAAGUACACAAUCUUAAUUGCCUCCAUUCUCACCAUUAUUGGCUCUGUCCUUCAAUGUGCUGCGACAGGAGUCGGAAUGAUGAUCGCAGGCCGUCUUAUUGCUGGUAUCGGCUGUGGAGAGAUUCUCACUGUCGUGCCCACUUAUCUCGCAGAAGUCGCACCGCCUGCUCGUCGCGGUUUCCUCGUUGGGCUUCAGGGAAUGAUGAUUGCCAUUGGUUUCGGCGCAGCGAACUGGGUUGGGUACGCUGGUGCUUUUGCUCCUGGAGAUGCUCAGUGGCGGAUUCCUUUGGCAAUGCAGCUCCCGAUUCCCAUCUUGCUCUCUGUCAUGCUCUUCUUCGUACCUUUCUCUCCCCGUUGGCUCAUCCUUCGUGACAGAUACGAAGAAGCCAGGAGUGUCCUGGCAAGUCUGCAUGGGACGGCUGACAACGACGACUUGGUCGACCGAGAGUUGAUCCAAAUUCGUGAGCAAAUCUUGAUGGAGCGACAGCAAGGCAACAUGAACUGGUUCACGGCAAUCCGGCAGAUGUUCUCCGCCAAGUACAUCCGCCGCACGCUUACGGCGGCAUUCAUCAUCACCAUGGGCCAACUCAGUGGCUCUUCCGUUAUUCAAAAUUUCCAGAACAUCUUUUACGCCACAGUUGGAUUCACAGGCCGUACAGCUUUGCUUAUCAGCGGCGCGUAUGGAAUGAUGGGUAUCUUUGGGCAAAUCAUCUAUCUGGUGGUAGUGGCAGAUCGCUGGCCUAGAACUCGCACUCUUUGGAGCGGUUCCUUAGUUCUGAGUGCCAUGAUCGCUCUUUGCAUGGCUCUUAGUGCGGUCUAUGGAAGCAAGAGCAACGAGAACGCUGCGGGAGCUCGAGCUGCGAUUGGGGCGAUAUUUAUUUACUCCAUGUGCUAUGCCAUCUUCUUCAACGCAAUGGUGUGGGUUGUUCCGUCGGAAUUGUUUCCUUUCUUCCUUCGAACCAAAGGUCUCGCAUUCGCUGUCGCCACAAAGUCGGUUACCGCCAUUAUUCUUUCACAAAUCACGCCGCUCGCCAUUGCAUCCGUCAGUUGGAGGUACUACUCUCUUUUCAUCGCGACGAAUCUUGCUGCAGCCGUCUUCUAUUUCUUCUUCCUCCCUGAAACGUCUGGGAAAUCGUUGGAAGAGAUCGCGGAGCUUUUUGGAGAUGAUCUUGCCACCAAUCGACUUGGAGAGCUUGACGUGGACGCGAAAAACGGGAUUGGACCUGGAACGGAGUUUCACGAGUUUUCAGAGAGACAACCGGAGACCCAAAACCAAGAUAAUACUCAGCGGGUAUAG
Molecule: messenger RNA, 1527 nt
Organism: Colletotrichum truncatum
Lineage: Eukaryota; Fungi; Ascomycota; Sordariomycetes; Glomerellales; Glomerellaceae
Product: sugar transporter
Biological process (GO): carbohydrate transport; transmembrane transport
Cellular component (GO): membrane
Molecular function (GO): carbohydrate:proton symporter activity
Source: RefSeq, a predicted model, not a curated record